This is a messenger RNA of Labeo rohita (rohu), 5265 nucleotides long. It is a transcript of the gene rbfox3a, whose product is annotated as RNA binding fox-1 homolog 3a. The record is from RefSeq and is a predicted model, not a curated record. Gene Ontology annotation, cellular component: nucleus; cytoplasm. Gene Ontology annotation, biological process: regulation of alternative mRNA splicing, via spliceosome; nervous system development. Bases 598 to 1719 code for a protein of 373 amino acids. The transcript is spliced from 16 exons. NCBI's taxonomy places the organism in Eukaryota, Metazoa, Chordata, Actinopteri, Cypriniformes, Cyprinidae. Gene Ontology annotation, molecular function: mRNA binding.
CACUCCCCCACCGCUUGUGUGAACGUAAACACACAUACACACACCACAGACGCGUGUGGUUGACCGCACCGGGCUCUCGGCUAUGUGUGAAGACACGCGCGGCACGCCAAAGAAGCAGCACUACUGAAUCUGACGCUCGCUUUGUAGCAGGACCGCCAACCAGAUCGCAUCGAAAACCAUCCUACUUUCUCUCUCUCUCGUUCUCCCUCUCUCUCUUUUCAGUUGUACUUGUGUGAACAGAGCUGGAGAAAAGGAAAUACCCCCCCCAUCCCUCCUCAUCUCUCUCUCUCUCUCUCUUUCUGUCUGUCCUAUGGUGGGAUAAACAGUGAAAAGAUGAGCCUGUGAUACAGCACCAGACCUGAGUGACCUGACAGCUCAAACUAAUCCUGUUCAGACAAGAAGAAAUGCUGCCAGUUGAAGCCUAGUCUCUGAUAGCAGUGGAGAACAACCAGUCUACUUCCCGAAAGAAUACAAGACUUCUCUGAUCUGGUUCAUCGGACAGAGUGACUUGCCACGCUCCGACUGCCCCCUUCUCCCCACAACAUCAGACGCCUCUGUGGUUGCAGUGAGACCCCACCUGCUCAGCCACAGCUGUACAUGGAGACCCCCAGUUGGGCAGAAACUAAACCAGGAAACGGGCUGUGUAAAACAGGAAGCAUUGCUCUCUUUGGAAACGUAGUGUACAGCGGACUGCUGAACGAUCACUUCUGGCAUUUUGGGGUGCCCCUUGUCACAAGACUGGGUAACCAGGAGGCCCCAGCUCCCCCAGAAGCCAUGGCUCAGCCGUACGCUCCAGCGCAGUAUCCUCCCCCUCCACCUCAGAACGGGUUGCCUGGCGAAUACACCCACCCUGGGCAGGACUACACGGGGCCCAGUCCGGUCCCUGAGCACGCCGCAGCCCUCACUAUCUACACACCCACACAGACACACAGCGAGCCACCUGGCACUGACAGCAGCACGCCUUCCCUCACAGGGACUAGCAGCAUACCACAAGCAGACGACGUGGCGCAGACAGACGGCUCUCAGCAGCUUCAGCUCCAGCCCUCAGACUCUUCGGAGAAACAGCAGCCCAAACGGUUACACGUCUCCAACAUUCCCUUCCGCUUCCGUGACCCAGACCUCCGGCAAAUGUUCGGGCAAUUUGGGAAAAUUUUGGAUGUGGAAAUUAUUUUUAACGAGCGGGGCUCUAAGGGUUUUGGUUUUGUAACUUUUGAAACAAGCGCAGACGCAGACCGUGCACGGGAGAAAUUAAACGGUACAAUCGUAGAGGGACGCAAAAUUGAGGUAAAUAAUGCAACGGCACGAGUAAUGACAAACAAAAAAGUGGCCAACCCAUAUACAAACGGCUGGAAGCUGAAUCCAGUGGUGGGAGCUGUCUAUGGUCCUGAAUUUUAUGCAGUGACAGGCUUCCCCUAUCCGACCACAGGGGCGACGGUGGCUUACAGGGGCGCCCACUUGAGAGGCAGAGGUCGUGCCGUCUACAACACGUUCCGCGCCGUGCCUCCACCCCCUCCCAUUCCUGCUUACGGAGCUGUGGUUUACCAAGAUGGCUUCUACGGUGCUGAGAUCUAUGGUGGCUAUGCAGCAUACAGAUAUGCCCAACCAGCCGCAGCAGCUGCAGCGGCCUACAGUGACAGCUAUGGCAGAGUCUAUGCAACAGCAGACCCUUAUCACCACACAAUUGGACCUGCAGCCACGUACAGCGUGGGCACUAUGUAAAUAAAAGAAAGAAGACAACGGAGAAGAGCAUCAGCUAAAAAGGAACAAAAAGGAUCAAGGAAGAAAAGUGUCAAUGAAAAAAAAAACAUACAAAAAGAAGUUAAGAGGAAAUCCUUACACCGAGGCUGUCAGGAGAAGGCAUUAUAUAUCUCUGUGGGGACGCGAGACUGACGCAGCCAAGCUGUGGAUGAAAAGAGGGGUUAGCUUUCACCUGGGACAGCCUUUCGGUGGAGGAGAAGAGGAGAGUUCGUCAUAAAACUUUUUAUUUUUCUAAACUUUUUUAAGUUUAUGGUUUCAAAAAGAUGAAAAAGAUGAGUGUAUAUAUCUAUAUAGCGAUAUAUAUGUAUGUAUAAAUAUGUUACAAAAAAGAAGCGAAGAAGAAAAAAAAUAGUACAAAACUAGCAACAGAGUGAUGAGUUAGUGCUGUAGGAGGGGGGGCGGGGGGUGUACAUGUUGGUCCUUCACACCCCCCACCCCCCCUCCCACCGCAGACCUCCUUGUCCGGCCUGCGCCGGGCAGAGAGGCCGAAGACCCGCCAGACACGAUUCCAUGUGGCCCCUCUUCAUCCAAAGCCCUUGAAUAUAUGGCACAGCUGGGUCUUCCAUCAGUAGGUUUUUGUCGUGGGUUGAACCGCAUCGCUUCCUCUGGCUUUAGUCGCGCACAUAGGGAGCUGUUAUUCAUCCCGUCUAGACGUAGGCAGACAAACUUGCAUGGGACUCCAAAUUUCAGUCUUACAUCAGGUCGCAUAUUCAGGUGUCGCAUGGAACGGGACGCUGAGAGAGAAGACGCUGUAAAUAAACCACCAGUCGGUCUGAAGUAGGGAAUGCGCUGUCAUCCCGCUGUUGUUUGUAGCACAAUACGAAACAGGUUUCACUGGGAUGCGUGCGAGUGCGUGCGAGUGUGUGCGAGAGUGGUUACGGGCGGAAGGGGGCUUUAUAGAGUCGUGUUGGGUCGCGGCGGCCCCGGAGCCCAGGGCUACCAAAAAGCAUUUCAUUGUAGUGUUGUGGAGGUGGCCGUGCUGUGUAGUAAACACUUUUGUAUGUGGUGUCAUGAGGCUACAAAUUAAGAAAAUUGGAGCUGUCUUCUCGGUAUUGUCACGGGAGUUUCACUAUCCAUCUUGAAAAUGGGUUCCUGCCCGCUGCGAGGUGGAAAACGACGUGCCAGUUUAGUCAUAGGGUUGCGAGCAAAGUUUUAUUAAAAAUCGAUUACCUUUAUACUUCUAAUGAGCUCCAUUUCAGUGACACAUCCUUAUAUAUUUAAACGUUGUACUAAUUACAUGCUGCUCAGCGUGGUCAAACGUCGAUUGUAGCCAUUUACUAAUGUUGUAUUAUUGUAUUACCAGUAUGAAAAAAAAAACAUUUAUAUAUGGAUAUAUCUAUUUGUGACUUUGCGACCCUUCAAAAAGGAUUGUACCUUUUUUCGUUUCUCGAUGGUGGUCCGGGUUUCUUUUCGGCGGCGAUUUAUGCAAGUACCGAGAGAUUUUCACUUGUGUGGCGUUGUUUCCGUUCGUCUGUAUCUUUGGUUCAGCUAUUGAAUGUAAUUCAACUUUUUAUGUACAUGUCUUUGUUUUUUAAGCAGUACUUUGUAAAUGUGGACACGGUUAAAGCGAGCCUUCGCUCUGAAGCCGGACCCGACGGAGAUAUUGUACGGUCCAGCUGACACCUCUCUUUUAUAACAGGAGCACUCCAGCUGGCCGACGGACAUUAUCACGACCCUGCAGGACAAUGGCAGAAAAGACAUAAAACGAUCGGAUGAGACCGAGCAGAAUUAUGCUCUUUGGUUUUUAAUCGACAACCGCUUUCCUUUGUCUUCUUUUUUUUCCUUUAUGCAAAAGGUGAACAGUUGACCCACGUUCAACAGCGGCGUCGCUCUAUAAUCGAUGUUGAAAACGUCAGUGUGUUAUCCUGGGAAAGAAAUGCCUAAAAAUGUGCUUCGUUUGAUAACAUCUCUAUUAACUGGUUUUAUUCAGGUCGACAUUUUCAUAUUUAACAGGACUGAAUCAACCGAAAAGCAAGAGUGGGUCAGAUCAGGAAGAGUCUACAGAUCUAUAAAACAACAACUGCACGUUUUCAUGCUUUUUACAGUGUGUGUUUUGACUCGGCGAGAAGGAAUGGUACAUUUACUAGAUAGCCCACGUCAACAGACAGCAUUCCCAAGCUUUGCAAAAUCAUGCGCUUCCUCGGACUCAGGUGUUACAUGACAGAACUGAUGUGUUCCCUUCCAUAGGUAAUGAUGUUACUCUUCCUUGCUGCAUUUUUUCUCCUCUCAGAACAAAAGGUUAUUUUCUACAAAGCUGGUGACUCCUAUCUCAGCGACUGUGCUACUUUGUUACCCGAAGGAUCGUGGAAAACAGUUCGCGAAGACGUGUUGUUUCAGGGACUCUAAAAAACGAGUGGCGGAUUCUGCUCUGGAAGAGAUUGUGACUGAACAACCUAACAAAAAGAUGUCAAUUCUACAGAGAUCCGAGACCUCUGGGUUUAUUUCUUUGCUUUAGUCCGUACGAGACAUUACUUGUUUACAUGUCCUGGUUUUUUCGACCCUGCUGUGAGGUGUAUGGUAUGUCAGCUUUUGCACUGUAUUCUUUGGCUUGUUGUCUUCCCUCUAUUCUCUGUUUCCUCUCAAACAGCCCAUUAACCUGAGCACCAAAGUCAUUCGCCGUCUUCCUCGACCCAAAGCAGAGAACCAAUGCAAACUGUAGUCUGCUUAUAGUCUCUUGUCAGAACUACGAUGAAACUCAAGCGCAUGUAUCUGCCACUUGUUCCUCCAUCCGAAACGUCCUUCGAAUCUACACUGGUCGUCUGCUCUAGAUGCUAGGGCAGGUGUAAGACCAGCUAUGCAGCUCACCCGUGUCUGCACAGUUCCCUUGAACUUCAUUCAAACACAGUCAAGCCAAUGGAAAUGACAAACUUAUCUUGGCAAUUGCUUUUCCCGACACAAAAAAGGAAAAAACGAACUCCUGCCAACAUGAUUUUCCUCAUCGUCAUUGCCAGAUCCCCGAAGCACAAGAGCUUGAAUGGAAGUCAAGUUAGUCGUCUCAGUGAUAGUUACCCUCCAUGUAGCGUGCGUGUGCGCGUGUAUGUACGUGCGUGUGUGCUUCCAGCCCCUUUGUUUUCUACUGAAAAUAUACAAAAGCUACUUCCUCUGUCAUCUCAAUAUAAAAUGUAUUAUAUUAAAGGUUCUCUUCAUGUGCAACACAAGCUCUACGCAACAACAAAUCUAUCAUUUGGGGUUUUCUUUUGUUCCUUUUUGUUUUCUUUCGUUCUUUUUCCAAUUUUGAAGUUGUUCCAAAUACAUAAGCGUGAAAAAAAACUAAAGAAAAAAAAGAAACCAAUAUAAAGUAUUCUAUUUAAAAUGAAAUGACGAAACUUCUGCUGUCCUGGAUCUGUACUCUAAAUUUCAGUUUUCUUUCUGUAUGCAUCCAAUGUGCUUCAAACAACCAGUACUGUUUAUUAAUGAAAUCAUUAUAUUAUUAUGAUUAUGAUUAUUAUUAUUACUAUCAUGAUUAAUAUGGUUAUAAAUAAAUAUUUCUUUCUUCAAUAACAGAGA